CGGCCGGGGCGCGCUCCCCGCGAUGUGCGCGCAGCGGCGGGCGGCCGCCGGCCCGCUCCCAUAGCCCUGCCGGCAGCGCGGCGGCUGGCGGGGCCCCUCGGGAAGUUUGAUGGCUUCUUUGAGGAGAGUCAAAGUCCUGCUGGUGUUAAACCUGAUCGCCGUGGCUGGCUUCGUCCUCUUCCUGGCCAAGUGCAGACCCAUCACUACCAAGAGCGGCGACUCCUACCAUGACAUCCAUCCCAGGGCAGAAGUGGCCAACUUGACAGCCCGCGGCGUCAGCUCCAUCCAGGAUGCAGUGCUGAAGAGGCUCUCGCUCCUAGAAGACAUAGUCUACAGGCAGCUGAAUGGUCUCUCCAAGUCCCUUGGUCUCAUUGAGGGCUAUGGUGGCCGUGGCAAGGGUGGCCUCCCAGCCACCCUGUCCCCCGAGGAGGAGGAGAAAGCCAAGGGACCCCAUGAGAAAUAUGGCUACAACUCCUACCUCAGUGAGAAGAUUUCCCUGGAUCGUUCCAUCCCGGAUUAUCGUCCCACCAAGUGCAAAGAGCUGAAAUACGGAAAGGACCUGCCCCAGAUCUCCAUCAUCUUCAUCUUUGUGAACGAGGCGCUGUCGGUGAUCCUGCGCUCGGUGCACAGCGCCGUCAACCACACCCCCGCCCCCCUGCUCAAGGAGAUCAUCCUGGUGGACGACAACAGCGACGAGGAGGAGCUGAAGGCGCCGCUGGAGGAGUACGUCAACAAACGCUACCCGGGGCUGGUCAAGGUGGUGAGGAACCAGAAGAGGGAAGGGCUGAUCCGGGCCCGCAUCGAGGGCUGGAAAGCUGCCACAGGCCAGGUCACCGGCUUCUUUGAUGCCCACGUGGAGUUCACUGCUGGCUGGGCGGAGCCGGUGCUGUCCCGGAUCCAGGAGAACAGGAAGAGGGUGAUCCUGCCCUCCAUUGACAACAUCAAGCAGGACAACUUCGAGGUGCAGCGCUACGAGAACUCGGCACACGGCUACAGCUGGGAGCUGUGGUGCAUGUACAUCAGCCCCCCCAAGGACUGGUGGGACGCGGGGGACCCUUCUGUCCCCUGCAGGACCCCGGCCAUGAUCGGCUGCUCCUUCGUGGUCAACAGGAAGUUCUUUGGGGAGAUCGGGCUGCUGGACCCGGGCAUGGACGUGUACGGAGGGGAGAACAUCGAGCUGGGCAUCAAGGUGUGGCUGUGCGGGGGCAGCAUGGAGGUGCUGCCCUGCUCCAGGGUGGCCCACAUCGAGCGCAAGAAGAAGCCCUACAACAACAACAUCGGCUUCUACACCAAGCGCAACGCGCUGCGCGUGGCCGAGGUCUGGAUGGACGACUACAAGUGGCACGUCUACAUCGCCUGGAACCUGCCCCUGGAGAAUCCAGGGAUUGACAUUGGGGAUGUUUCUGAGAGGAAAGCAUUGAGGAAGAGCCUGAAGUGUAAAAAUUUCCAGUGGUACCUGGACCAUGUUUAUCCAGAAAUGAGGAGAUACAACAACACCAUUGCUUAUGGAGAGCUGCGGAACAACAAGGCCAAGGACGUGUGCCUGGACCAGGGCCCACAGGAGAACCACACAGCAAUCCUGUACCCGUGCCAUGGCUGGGGCCCCCAGCUGGCUCGAUACACCAAGGAGGGCUUCCUGCACCUGGGGGCCCUGGGCACCACCACACUGCUGCCCGACACGCGCUGCCUGGUGGACACGGGCAAGAGCCGCUUCCCGCAGCUGCUGGACUGUGACAAGGUCAAGAGCAGCCUCCACAAGCGCUGGAGCUUCAUCCAGAAUGGAGCCAUCCUGAACAAGGGCACGGGCCGGUGCCUGGAGGUGGAGAACAGGGGCAUGGCUGGCAUUGACCUGAUCCUUCGCAGCUGCACGGGGCAGAGGUGGACAAUUAAAAACUUCAUCAAGUAGAGGCUGAAAGAGUCAGGGAAGUGUGACUUGAGCCACGGCUGACGGGGACUGAUCCGCCUGGACUCCUUUGGAAAGGAUGGAAUAUCAACCACAGCUUUAUUUGUGUUCCUGGGAGAGGACCUGGGGGAGAUGGGCAAUUGUGGCUUUAUUUUUACUGUAUUUGAGUCUCCCCCAGCUGAUCCCAGCUGUGUGGAGCUGCCUCAGAGCUGUUCCCUCUGGCCAGCACUCCAAGAGGUGCCGCAUUCCCUGCUGGAGCAGUCUGCGAGCAUUUACUGACAGGGAAUUUCUGCUUUCCCACACAACUCCAAGCUCUCCCAAAGGGCUGGGGAGGCUUGCACCACGACCCUGGACAGACCUGCCUGGCAAGUGUGGAAACUGAGGAACUUGGGAGAGGAAAAGGUUCCAAGCCCCCAGAGGAGCCGAGUUUGAAGGAUGUGGUGUUUUGCUGGGUCCUUGUUCCCUUUUCCCUUUCCUGCCCCUGCAUCCAGCAGCCCCUUCCCUGAGUUUUGGAGAAGCAAAACACCCCCCCAGCAGCUCCCAGGGAUCUUUCCAACCCUUAAUCACAGAAGUUACCCAAAACAAUGCAGUGGAAUAAACCCCCUGACCUCCCCUUGCCCCCCUCUCCAUCACCCACGCACUGCUGGCCAAGCACCUCCCUCCUUGGAGAGCCCAAAGGGCACCUUGGGAAUGACCUGGGGUGUCUGCCUGCCCUUCUGGGUGACAGCAGGAAUGUUCUCUGAGGCUUGAGCACCCCUGUCCUGCCUGCUCAGGCGUGGCCAAGGUCCCCCCAGAGUCACUGCAGCCCUUCCUGGGCUGGGGAAGGGACAGGGAGGGAAGCCAAGGCACCAACAAAUGGCAGCUUGGCUGAAAUUCUUGGCCCUGAAGCCACUUCAGGUUUGUUGCUCUGGUGGAGGGAUCUCACCUGAUUUAUUUUUGGCUCACAGUAAUCCUGGCUGCCAAAUCCACCUGGGAGUCCUCUGCCUGGGGCCCUGCCUGGAGACAGGAAACAGGAUCCUGCAGAAUUCUGUAGGUGGGUGGACGCAGGCUUUGCUCAGCAGGGAGGAGAAACCAGCCCAUCUCCUGUCCUUCUCCCAGAAUAAUCCUCUUUGGCUGCCCUCUGGCUAGGGUGCACUAAAAUAGAUUAAUAUAUGAGAUGGAUGUGUAAAUAUGUUUCCCAAGCUGGGAUGUGCACAGAGUCCUUUGCUGCAGAGCACUCAUGCCUGUCUUCCAUUUGCAUCAGGAUGAAGCUCCCUGGAUGUUUAACGAGCUGAAGUUCCAAUGCCAUGCAGCAGGUUUAUAACUGAUGUUUUAGUAAUUUAUUGAACAGAAGCAGAUAUUUCAUUGUUCCUUCUGCAGCAGCUAGCAUCACCUAGGACUGAUUGUUCAUUUAGGCUUUACAAGGCUCCCUCAACCACUGGGGCUGUCUCUGAUUUUUUUUUCCCUUGCCUCCCUUAAUGAAGUAAAACCUCUUAGUUGUCCUGACCUGCAGAGUAGAGAGUCAAUGUAGAAUUUUGCUCUCUUUUUCGCUGUUGCAUCAUCCCUUGUGUAAUAAAUUUGAGCACUUCCAAACCCAAAAUGACCACAGCUCUGUGGAUGCAUGAGCCAGCUCCCCUUGCCUUUGUUGCUGCCUUCUAAGAGAAGCAAUUUCCUGGUGACUCCAGGACACCCUGAGGGUUUUGAGACCCCACAGCUCUGGUCCAGCUGGUGAAACGCCCUUAAACUGAGCAAAUACUGGAGGGAGAGACUGUGUGGGUCAGGAUAAGCAGCCAGACAGCCCCUGGAUGUCACCUGUGCUGUAAUUCAGCCCAGCUCAGGCCCUGCCAGUGCCCAGGGUGGCAGCAGAUGGCUUUUGUCCCAUGUCACAGUGGUGGGUGAGGUCCCACAGCAGGGCUGGAUGGGACCAGUGGCUGCUCCCUGGCUCCAUCCUGGCUGUGCUGAGCCCCUGGCCAGGAGGGCCUGGCUCUGUCCCAGUCCCUGCUGUCCCUGGUGCCACUGUGGUCCCUGUGCCAGGUGGCACGAGGAUCCUGCUGCUGCUGAGCUCUGGGAUCCUUUGGAAAGUUCAGGCUCUGCCUUUCCUUCGUGCUCCAGGAGGAGCAGCAGCCCCUGGCUCGGCACAGGGAAGGGAAGGUGCAGAUGAACUCUGGGCUCCAGGACCCUCAGCUGGGGCAGAGCCCUGGGGAGGCGUUGGCCCCUUCUCCCUGCUCCAGCUUCCAAACCGCUGGGAACAGGAGCAAAAUCAGGCUGAAAAGUGGGAAUUGGCUCUGCUGUUCUGUCCUGACGCUGUUAGUGACCCCGGGAGAAAUCUUGUCUGAGAUCUGGGUCUCGUUGUUGCAUCUCGCUUAUCUCUAAUCAUCUGUUAAUUGCUUUAAGAAGUGAUCUCCAAGUGAUUCUUAUUAAAUAUCUGGUUUGAGCCUUGCCUCUUGAGUGAUUUUCAAAAGAUUCUCUGCUGCUGAGAUACAGAGGCAGCCAUUCCUCUCUGUAACUCAUUUAAUAGCAAAGCGCUGCUGUUUUAAUAAAACUUCCAUCUUUAAAAGAAAUGGAAAUGAAGGAGAGUUCAAGAGAGAUGGUGGGCACAGAUUAACUGCAAUUCCAUCCACCCCUGCUGCUGCCACUCACCAGGGUAAGAGUUACACCCCACAAGCUGGAAGGAGAUGUAAUGUGGUCAAUAAAGCAAUACUUGCAUUCCCAA
Molecule: messenger RNA, 4595 nt
Organism: Lonchura striata (white-rumped munia)
Lineage: Eukaryota; Metazoa; Chordata; Aves; Passeriformes; Estrildidae
Source: RefSeq, a predicted model, not a curated record